Molecule: messenger RNA, 1194 nt
Organism: Rotaria sp. Silwood1
Lineage: Eukaryota; Metazoa; Rotifera; Eurotatoria; Philodinida; Philodinidae
Source: the annotation of a GenBank genome assembly
AUGGUUGAUUGGGCAACUCAAGAUCGUUUGUAUCCACAUGGCUAUCAACCAGUUGAUAUUCGAUAUAGACGUAUUAGUAUUGAUUCAUCAUUACCUUAUUCUAUUGCAUUAAAUAAAAGACAUAAUUGUCGUUCACAAUCAAAGCAAUCAAGAAUUUUUAAAAGUGAGAAUAUAUUUAAUGAAAAUCUUCAUCAUGGUCUUUAUUCAGCUAUUUACUUCUUUAAUAAUAUUUCUAAAAAAUCAAAUAAUGAUAGAAAUCCAAAAUUACUUGCAUCGUAUUCUUCUAAUAUAAAUUGGCCUCGUUCAAUAUGUUGUUUAUCUAAAACUGAUGGAUCAUUAAUUAUAUGUGAACAAGAUCAAUGUCGUCUUCUUCUUUUUACAUCUAAAUUAAUACUUCGUUCAACUUGUGGUGAAAAACGAGGUAAUGGUCUCUAUGAAUUUGAUUCACCAUGGAGUGUCGCUGCAUUAAUCGAUAAAUCAUCGUCUAAUAUUCUUGUAGCUGAUACAAAUAAUCGACGAAUACAAUUUUUUACUAUUGAAUAUAAUGGACAAUUUUUACAUCAACAUAGUUUAAUUAUAAAAGAAAAACCUUAUUUCAUUGCAACAAGCAAACGACAUUUUGCUGUAUCAUGUGAAAAAAAUUUAAUUAUUACUUUCUUAGCAAACGAAAGAACUAAAGUAGCAAAUAUCAAUCUCAAGAAAAUAUCAUUAAUACAAAAUUCAAAUGAAAUAGCGUUUUGUUUAUGUAUGGAUCCUGAAAGUAGUCUUAUUUUCGUUAGUAAUCCAAUUGCACCAUCGAAUGUAAUUCAUCAAUUAACAAUAAAUGGUGAAUAUCUUCGUUCUAUUAAACUUGAUCAUAAACCAUUUCUUCAUAUAUCUUCUCUUACAUUUGAUGCUCAUAAUCAACAACUUAUUAUUGCUGAUUCACUUAAUUCGAUUAUUUAUUCAGUAGAACAUGAUUUAGAUGAAGAUAACGUAGAAAUUUUAUUAAAACGUUCUGAUAAUGUUAAUUAUCCUCAAGACUUGUGUAUUAGUAAUGAAGGUCAUUUGAUAGUCGUCGAAUGUAGUGUAUUAACACAACAUGCAUUAAAAAUCUUUCGAUAUCAUCCGUGCGUAUGUCAUUCACGUUUGACAACAUCUAGUGUUAAGACAAGUGAAACAACAAGUGUUCGAUCAAUUAUUUAUCAAUAUUAA